Molecule: messenger RNA, 5132 nt
Organism: Callorhinchus milii (elephant shark)
Lineage: Eukaryota; Metazoa; Chordata; Chondrichthyes; Chimaeriformes; Callorhinchidae
Gene: pde3a
Product: phosphodiesterase 3A, cGMP-inhibited
Exons: 13
Coding region: 607-3678 (1023 amino acids)
Biological process (GO): positive regulation of oocyte development; oocyte maturation
Cellular component (GO): cytosol
Molecular function (GO): 3',5'-cyclic-AMP phosphodiesterase activity
Source: RefSeq, a predicted model, not a curated record
AGAGCGAGAGAAAGAGAAGAGGAGAAAGGAGAGAGAGAAGAGAAGAGGAGAGGCUGAUGUUGGUUGGUGUUGGUUGGAGGAGACAAGAGAAGGAGAGAGAGAGAGAGAGAGAGCAACACUGGUACAGUAAUGUGUCUUGUCCUGUGUGUGGUGGUGAUGAUGAUGAUGAUGAUGGCGGUGGUGAUGGUGUGAUGAUGAUGAUGAUGAUGAUGAUGAGCACGGCCUAGGAUGAUGUUCCCGCUUGGCUUUCAGCACCGUAUCGCCUUGUGUUUCGGUCGGGGACUUCCCUCUCGCUCUCUCCGGUAUUUGCUUCCCCAUCACCGUUAGAAAGCAAGAGGCCAUUCGAGACGACGGUGAAGAGUUAAAGCCGGAGCCCGGGACCUUGCGUAACCGGCCACCAUGUCGAAUUCGCUGUAACUUUUCCCCCCCCUUUCCCGCCCCCCACCCCUUUUUUUUGGGUUCCUGCCCAAUUUUAGUCCCGUUGAUUUUUCGCCAUCGCUCUCUCUCUCCCUCUCUCUCUCUCUCUCUCUCUCUUUCCAUCUCUAUCUCUCUAUCUAGAAGCGACAGGAACUUUUUAUUGUCUUUAUUGUUUGUGGAAGCACGGCCAUGACUUCUUCCGAGCCGCCUUUGUUCCGGGGCAAAGCCGGUUGCGGCUACGAAAAGGUGUCGGCCUGCAACGAGCGCAACGGUUACGUCAGGAGCUGCGUGACCCCUCUCCGCAGGGACCAGCGAGGGUGCACCCUGUGGGGCAAGAUGUUGCGAAGGUUCCUGAGCGUCCGACUGGUCUCCUCAGCCGUCUGCGUGGGAACGCUCGCCUUGCUGCUGGCUGUGCUGAUGAGGUUCGUCAACGGGGAGAGAAGCAGCCCCGAUGGCGAUCACGACCAUGAUGCCACCGCCGACGAGGGCAGCGAGGACAAUGGCGGGCGCCAGUCUCCUUCGGAAGCCUUGCUGGUCACUUUGCUGCACUCGGCCGUGCCUCUCUUCAGUUUGAUGAGUGCCUUUUUCUGGAUGGGUUUGUACUUGAUCCGCUGCGGGAAAGCCAAGAUCACCGUCUGGCUCCUGGUGGCUUGUUACCUGGGGGAGACACUGCUCCAAGUCGUGCUGGUGGGCGAAGACCAGCUCCUGUCCUUCACGGCCACAGCAGUGGUCCUCACCUCCUUAGCCGUCGCCACCUUGAUGGUCCUCAGACUGAAAGAAGGCGCUUGCACCAUGAUCUUCACCAGCAUGGUGAGGACUGUCUCCCUCAUGUCUCUGGAUAGGGUCAGGGCCAGCUGGAGGCCAUUCCUUGCUUAUUUGAUGGGGAUUUUGGGAAUCGCUCUGGCCAGGUACACAGUCAGCUUCUUGCCGCAGGCGGCCCCCAGAGGCCCAAUGUCCGCGACGGAGGAGAAGAUCCCAGUUCUUAAGAGGAGAAGGAGGUCCAGCUCUGUUAUUGCCGCAGAGAUCUCGAAUUGCCAGCCCAGCUCCAAACCCCACAGGAGGACAUCACUUCCGUGCAUUCAAAGGGAACAGUCUUCAGGUACCAGUGUUACUGUUGACAUCGCUGUGAUGGGAGAAGCCCACGGACUGAUUACAGACCUUCUGGCUGACCCUACCCUGCCUCCCAAUGUCAGUACCUCCUUAAGGGCUGUCAGCAAUCUGCUCAGCACUCAACUGACCUUCCAGCCUGUUCACAAGCCCAGGGUAAACCCAUUAGUGUCCUUCAGUGAGUCUUACACUUGCUCUGACUCGGAGGAAUGCCCGGAAAAGGGAGAGAAGCUUGCCAUCCCAAAGCGGCUGAGGAAGAGCCUGCCCCCCGGCCUCCUACGGAGGAUAUCCUCCACAUGGACAACAACAACUUCGGCCACUGGUUUACCCACCCUGGAGCCUGGCCCGGUCAGGCGAGACCGGAGUGCGAGCAUCAAACUCACGUGUGAGACACCGCUGUGCAGCUGUGGGAGACCUUUCAACAAGUUAAUUCAUAGCGACAGUUCACUGGACAGAGGAGAUCCAUCAGCACAUUCAAUAAGCAGGACGGAUGAUGGGGCACUAGCAACUUCUGACUAUGACAGCACGCAUGAAACAAAUAACAGUGACAGCAGUGACAUUGCACAGAAUGAGGACGAGCAGGAAUGCUGUUCAAAAGAUCUGGUUCAGUCCCGCAAGAGCUCCACAUGCAGAAACCAUAGAUCUGAGGACAUGUUACAUCAUUUGAUUCCACCAGAGGAUAAACCAAUCCUUGCCCCAGAGCCUCUUAUUAUGGAGGGUUUUGAGCCAUUGCUUUCACAGUUGAACAAUUGGAAUUUUCCAAUCUUUGACCUAAUGGAGUUGACGGGUUCAAAAUGUGGCCGGAUUCUCAGUCAGGUGGCGUACAGGCUAUUUGAGGACACCGGACUUUUGCAAAUCUUUAAAAUCCCUUUGAAGGAAUUCAUGAAUUACUUUCACGCACUAGAAAACGGAUACCGUGACAUACCUUAUCACAAUCGAAUACACGCCACAGAUGUAUUGCACGCAGUUUGGUACCUCACCACACAGCCAAUCCCAGGACUACAGACUGUGAUGAAUGAUCAUGGCUCCAUGAGUGAUUCAGAUUCAGACAGUGGGAUCACUCACGGACACAUGGGGUUCGCUAUGUCAAAGACCUACAGUGUGACAGAGGAUCGUUAUGGCUGCGUUAUCGCCAAUAUUCCUGCCUUGGAGCUGAUGGCUCUGUAUGUAGCUGCAGCCAUGCAUGAUUAUGAUCAUCCAGGGAGGACCAAUGCCUUUCUAGUGGCAACGAGCGCCCCUCAGGCUGUGCUGUACAAUGACCGUUCCGUGCUGGAGAACCAUCACGCCGCAGCAGCUUGGAACCUGUUCAUGUCAAGGCCAGAGUACAACUUCCUGCUCCACCUGGACCACGUAGAAUUCAAGCGAUUUCGCUUUCUUGUGAUUGAAGCCAUACUGGCCACAGAUCUCAAGAAACACUUUGACUUUCUUGCGGAAUUCAAUGCCAAGGUGAAUGAGGAAGUGGGAUCGGGUAUUGACUGGACAAAUGAAAACGAUCGCCUGCUGGUUUGCCAAAUGUGUAUUAAGCUCGCUGACAUCAACGGGCCUGCCAAAUGCAAGGAACUCCACUUAAAGUGGACUGAAGGCAUUGUCAAUGAGUUUUAUGAACAGGGUGACGAGGAAUCAAGUCUUGGACUUCCUAUUAGUCCUUUUAUGGACCGUUCAGCUCCUCAGCUCGCAAAGCUUCAGGAAUCUUUCAUCACACAUAUUGUGGGGCCACUAUGCCACUCCUAUGACUCGGCUGGGUUGAUACCAGGACAGUGGGUGGAAGAGAAUGACGAAGAGGAGGAGGAGGAGGAGGAAGAUGAAGAGGGAGAAACGACAGAAGAAGAAGGAAUGGAAGCUUUGGAAACAACUACAAAGAGAGAACACUGCAGGAAACGAAGGAAAAUCUUCUGUCAAAUUACUCAACACCUAAUGGGUAACCAUGAAAUGUGGAAGAAAGUCAUUGAGGAGGAAAGGAAAGCAGAACUCGAGGAACAAGAGCAGUCUUCAGUUCAUCAAAGCUCCGAGACAAUACAGGCCAUCACCGAGGAGGAGGAGGACAAAGAUGAAAAGAGUAAUGACAAUUCAGAAGAGAAGUCCUCGCAAACACAAAUCAAUUCAGAGCUAAACACAACCGACAAAAAGUUAGAAGGUGAUGAUAAAAAUGACUGAAUUGUGCGUAGACUUUUGUCCCAGCACAAUCCUUUGACAGACACAACACUGUAGAUUUAUAGGACAGUCUGCCUACAGCUGUAGUGGUUUGAAUUUGCCCCCCCACAAAAAAAAAGGCGGAGGAACAGGACUGAAUGAAUCUUCUGUACUGCAGCACUGGCUUCUAUAGACUUUUAACACUUAAAUGGUUUACCGAUAGGAUCGCGGUGCAUUUCAGUAACUUGUCUGUUUUGUACUGCUUUUUAUAUACAUAUAUAUAUAAUAUAUAUGUAAAAAAAAACAACACUUGCUCAGCUACCACAGGUGGGUGUCAAUGAAAGAGAAUCUGCUUCUUUCUGAAGGGUAUGGUAUAGAAAAUGCUGAGGUACUGUAAGACUUUUUUUGCUUUUACUCUACGUGGGGUGAAAGAUGAAAGCAGAAAACUGAUAUAGCCUGCCAAUAUUUUUUGUGUACAUAACCUUACGGCUCACCAGCUUUGUUUAAGCAAUCUCUAGUCUAGCUGUAGUACUUGGAUAUUGAAAAAAAUGAACAAAAGGUUUAGGAAAAAAAUGUCAGCCACAACAAUAGGUCAUUUCACUUUAUAAAUGAUCCACGCUACGAACCAAACGCCUAGUCAAACGAUUUAUAUACCCAUUUGGAAGAUUUAAUUCUUGAUUCACAUCCAAUGCCAAUUCUUUCCAGAUGAUAAUUUACUGUAGAUAACACAGAGAAUGUUUUCUAUUUGGGUUUUUGUAAAUAUCAGGAUCUCAAAACAAAUUUUGUGCUUUUAUAAAGAUGGUGAUGACAACCUCAAAUUUGACAGACCGUUCUUUACUAUGUACGCGGUUUAGUACCUGCAGUUGGGGGUUCAAACGUAAUUUUAACAGGUGAUCAUGAUUUGAACUCUAUGUGCACCGAGAGUUAACCCUGUACACACAUUUUACUACUGAUGGUACUGAUAGUAGUUUGUAAUCCCAGACUGUCUGAGGCCACUUUAACCACCAUUGCUACAAUGAGUGGCUGUAAGGUUCCUUUGGUGAAUUGUGUCAUAUUUCCUUUUAAGAUGUGAGUCACUGUGUGACCAUAAGGUGUUGGACAGUCUAUUAGACAUCAAUAUUUUAUAUCGGUAAGACUUUGGCUUUGGCUAAUUCUACACCAGGUGCCACUUGUGUGAAGAUGAAUCAGAUUGAUUUGGGUGCCCCUUUUUACAUUCUUAACAUUUCGUAUAAUUUCAUAUCCUUCAUUGCAUUUUACAGUUUGUGGAUUGCUUGAGGCCAAAAAAAAGGAGAAUGAUAAAAAUGCAAAUGAGAUUUAAUGAACCUAAAACUAGUCGGGUGACAAUGUUUCAGACACGUGUAGAAUUGUGCUUUUAAACUCUUUACAUAAUGACUCCACGAGGAACAACGGGGGUAGAAAUUCCACUGUGACUUAGAUUUAAAAAGCAUUUCAAUCCAUGACUGUUUGUGGGACGCUGC